GUGUGUGCAUUGAUGUUUUCCAGAGGCGCGAUCCGUGCACCGUCGCUCUCCGCUGUUUGACUGCAGUGACACGGGGAAAAUGCGGUGCACCUUGUUGUGUCAGACACUCUGAUGGAGACUGAAAUGAGUCUUGAAGGCGAGUAGCGCUUUCUCUCAACCUAUGGAGGCAUCUUAAGCUUUUUCUUUUCUCUGGUGCUUGGCAUGAUUUAUAACGAGGAGGGAUACCAAAGGAAGAGGUGACAGACACUGGAUGAUCAUUUUUAAUUUGUUUCAUUUCAAAAAUUGGGAUCCUAGGUAUAGCAGAGUGACGAAUCCCAUUUUGGAAAAGCCACUCCUAAAGCGUUCUUCCUUAUGAAGCUGCAUGAUCUUCCCAUCGAUAUCAGGAUUUGAGUCUCGACACCAGGACUGGACCUUUUGACUAUUUCUAUAUCUGCGAAAAAACAAAGACUUAAUGAAUCAAUAUUCGCUUGCCGACAGUAUGACUGACAGCCUGAGGAUAUUAUAAUUCUCUCCAGAGGAAGAGCGUCGUCACAUCUUUUAGGAGCCACAGAGGUAACUUCACUCUUCCAAAGCUAGCAGAGGCUAAUAUGGGAUUCAGUGUGCUGGGAGUGUUUCUGGGGCUGCUCCUGGAGGUCUCUACCCACGGACCCCACACUAUUCCUCGGACUUCCUGGAAGCACCAAGAUGUGGAUCUUCUGGAGUUUUCCGAGCCUGGUAUUUUCAACUACUCGACUCUACUGCUGAGCGAGGAGAGAGAUGCCCUGUAUGUGGGCGCGAGGGAGGCCAUCUUUGAGCUCAGCAAGAGGAACGUGACGGUCCAAAACCACAAGGUUCAAUGGACAGUUACAAACGACCACGUGAAAAUGUGCAUAGGCAAAGGAAAAUCGAAAGAGAGGGACUGUCUGAACUACAUCCGAGUGCUCCAGGUUGUUGACGACGAGCGGCUUUAUGUCUGUGGUACUAAUGCCUUUCAGCCCCAGUGUGAUUACUUGAAUCUUGGCGACUUUUCUCUGGAGGGUCGGGCUGAAGAUGGCAGAGGGAAGUGCUCCUUUGACCCUUUGCAAAGUUUUACCACCAUCAUGGUUGACGGAGAGCUGUAUUCUGGGACAGUGUAUAACUUUUUAGGCAGCGAACCGAUUAUUUCCAGAUACUCUCCUUUCCACUCCCUGCUCAGGACAGAGUACUCCACAUCAUGGCUCAAUGAACCCAGUUUUGUCUUUGCUGAUGUGAUCAGAGAAGGAAGUAACGGAGCAGACGGAGAGGACGACAAGAUCUACUACUUCUUCACCGAGGUGUCGGUGGAAUACGAGUUCUUUGGCAAGUUGCUCAUUCCCAGAGUGGCUCGUGUGUGUAAGGGUGACCUCGGUGGCCAGCGCACCCUGCAGAAGAAGUGGACAUCCUUUCUGAAAGCCAAGCUUGUGUGCUCCAUGCCUGAGCUUAACUUUGUUUUCAACGUUGUGCACGACAUCUUCAUCUUGAAGGGAAAAGACAGGAGAGACACGGUCUUCUAUGGCGUCUUCACCUCUCAGUGGGGUAACGUGGGUCUGUCAGCUGUGUGUGCCUACAGCUUGGCGUCUGUGGAGGACGUCUUCUCCAGAGGGAAGUAUAUGCAGAAGGCCACGGUCGAGCAGUCCCACACCAAGUGGGUGAGACACAAUGGCAUCACUCCAUCUCCACGUCCCGGAGCAUGUAUCAACAACCUGUUACGCCAGCAGAACAUCAGCAGCUCACUCCACCUUCCAGACAAAACCCUCCAGUUUGUGAAGGACCACCCCCUGCUGGAGGAUCCCAUCCUGCCCAUCGGCAACAGGCCCCUGCUCAUCACCAGAGACAUCAACUACACCCAGCUGGUUGUGGAAAAGGUCAAAGCGCUCGACGGCAACAUUUAUGACAUCAUCUUCACCGGAACAGACAAAGGAGUCCUGCACAAGUCGGUAGUGUUUCAGGAGGAUGUUCACUGUGUGGAGGAGAUCCAGCUGCUGAAGGAGUCUGAACCCAUCAAAAACUUAGUGCUGUCCUCCAAGACGCGGUCCUUGUACGCCGGUUCAGACUCGGGAGUGGUCCAGUCACCCACAGCUUUCUGCCGCAGGUAUUUGUUCUGUAGCGACUGUGUCCUGGCUCGGGACCCCUAUUGCGCCUGGGACCCCACCUCUCUCACCUGUGUCAACAUCUUAGAUGCGUCCAAGCGGCAGCUCAGGACACUCAUCCAGAGUCUGAAUGGGGACGCAGACAAGUGUCCCACAGAGUCAGCUGUGUCCCGUGAGAGCUACCUGCAUGUGCUGGUGAAACCAGGAAGUUCUGCUGAGCUGCACUGCCUGGGAAACUCGAACCUGGCUCACGUGAUGUGGAAAUCUAAUGGCUCCGUUCUCAGCGAGGCCUCGCGCUUCCACUUCAUGGCUGAGAAUGGGCUCCUCAUUUACAGCGUGGCUCCAGAGGACCAGGGCCACUAUGAGUGCUGGUCCGUAGAAUGGGCCCCCGCCGCUGGGAAGAACUUUAGCCGCCUGCUGGUUGGAUACAUUGUGAAACUGGAUCUUCCAUCCAGACCCCCUCCUCCGACGACCCACAUGACCACCACCCUGAGCAGCCAGGAGAAAAGCAGCACCCGUACAGUUGAAGGUAAUGGUAAGACAGAGAGAGACUCACUAACCUGGACCAGGCCCACAGCAUCAGUCCUCCUCACCUCCCCACCCCACACUGACCCAUCACUAACCCCACCGCCCAGCAGCACAGUCAGAGUCCAGCUGCAGAAGAACCUUCCCCCGGACUCUGUCGCUUCUCGUCCGGACAGCCGCGAGCCCGAGGCCGAGUAUCUGCAGCACAACAACAGCGUGGCCCUCCUCUUCCUCUUCCUCCUGUUCUUCCUCCUCUUCCUGGCUGCACUGGUGUACAACUGCUACAUGCAGUACCUCCCAGCUCCCUGCCUGAGGCUACGAGCCGCCCUGCUGGGCACUCACAAGUGCUCCCAUCAGCCCCAGUACCAGGCCUGCGAGGCAGGUCUAAUGGGAGCGUCUCCAGCCGACAAAGUGAACAUGAGCGAACGUCCAACUCAGAACGGCAGCCAAGCUGCUCAGAGCCUCCGGGCGCUCCGCGACACCGGCUACGAGACGGAACCGGAGUGUGGUAACGGUCAGGUCCUCUCCCACAGCCCCUCACAGGAAAAACCUUUUGAUGUGGACACCGACUCCCAGUCCAUCAAGUAUGCAGAUGAAGACGAGCAGUGCUGCUAGGAGCUUCUGUCUGCUUUAGACCUCAUAAAACGCCCCUCAGCUUAGUCCAGCAAGAAAAGCUAAUUCUUAUAUUCCAGAUUGGAAACAUUAUUUACCAAAUUGGUAAGCCACCCUGAUGUUUUCCAAAUUGGAAUCCUGCUUCUGUUUAGUUUGGGUAAUAAAACAAAAUCAUCUCCUGGAGCAUCUUUAUGUUGUUGAUAAAUUCUUCAGCGCUGUGACGAAUUCUCAGGGAGGAGCCCAGCUUCGUCUGCUUUGUGAGGUGCAACUGGAAAGCGCCAGGCAAGUGGCUGGCAUGUUCAGAACCACUGCUGAGACGUUAUUUAGAUUUGGACCCACCUGAUCUUCCUGUGUACUAACCAUCAUCUUCCUUUAAAACACUGGUAGGAGCUGAAGCCUGGUAACGGAGCCCUGAUACAAUCUGAAGAACCUUUUAUUUAGAUGAAUAUUAUUUUAAGUGGCACAUCAGUUUGUUGUAUUGUUUUCCUUUGUUUAGUUUUAUUCUGCUUCAUGUAGAAAAUUCCUCAUCCUCCUUUCUUGACUU
Messenger RNA from Nothobranchius furzeri (turquoise killifish), 3768 nucleotides. RefSeq names its product sema domain, immunoglobulin domain (Ig), transmembrane domain (TM) and short cytoplasmic domain, (semaphorin) 4D (gene sema4d). Gene Ontology annotation, cellular component: plasma membrane. The record is from RefSeq and is a predicted model, not a curated record. Gene Ontology annotation, molecular function: chemorepellent activity; semaphorin receptor binding. Lineage: Eukaryota; Metazoa; Chordata; Actinopteri; Cyprinodontiformes; Nothobranchiidae. Gene Ontology annotation, biological process: negative chemotaxis; neural crest cell migration; negative regulation of transcription by RNA polymerase II.